Molecule: messenger RNA, 1808 nt
Organism: Loxodonta africana (African savanna elephant)
Lineage: Eukaryota; Metazoa; Chordata; Mammalia; Proboscidea; Elephantidae
Gene: ALCAM
Product: activated leukocyte cell adhesion molecule
Exons: 15
Coding region: 37-1788 (583 amino acids)
Biological process (GO): cell adhesion
Cellular component (GO): plasma membrane
Source: RefSeq, a predicted model, not a curated record
CGCGGACUCUGCCGGUGGCCCGGGAGGAGGAGGAGUAUGGCUUCGAAGGCGGCGCCCUGCUGCCGUCUGGUCUUCUGCCUGUUGAUCUGCGCCGUUGUCCUCAGACCAGGCCUUGGAUGGUAUACAGUAAAUUCAGCAUAUGGAGAUACCAUUAUCAUGCCUUGUCGACUUGAUGUACCUCAGAAUCUCAUGUUUGGCAAGUGGAAAUACGAAAAUCCCGAUGGCUCCCCAGUAUUUAUUGCCUUCAGGUCCUCUACCAAGAAAAAUGUGCAGUACGACGAUGUACCCGAAUACAAAGACAGAUUGAGCCUCUCAGAAAACUACACUUUGUCUAUCACUAACGCAAGGAUCAGUGACGAGAAGAGAUUUGUGUGCAUGCUGGUAACUGAGGACGACGUGUUUGAGGCACCUACGGUAGUCAAGGUGUUCAAGCAACCCUCUAAACCGGAAAUUGUAAGCAAAGCACCAUUUCUGGAAACAGAGCAGCUAAGACAGUUGGGUGAUUGCAUUUCAAAAGACAGCUAUCCAUAUGGCAACAUCACAUGGUACAGGAAUGGAAGAGAGCUGCAGCAUCGUGAAGGAGUGGUGAACAUAAGUUUUAAUAAGCAAAUGGACCCAGCCACUCAGCUCUAUACCAUGACUUCAUCCCUGGAGUACAAGGCAACCAAGGCUGAUAUACAAAUGCCAUUCACCUGCUCUGUGGCAUAUUAUGGACCAUCUGGCCAGAACACAGUUUAUUCUGAACAAGCAGUCUUUGAUAUUUACUAUCCCACAGAGCAGGUGACAAUACAAGUGCUGCCGCCAAAAACUGCCAUCAAAGAAGGGGACAAUAUUACCCUUAAAUGCUUGGGAAAUGGCAACCCGCCUCCUGCGGAGUUCUUGUUUUACUUACCUGGCCACCCAGAAGGAAUCAGAAGCUCAAAUGCUUACACACUGACAGAUGUGAGGCGCAAUGCAACAGGAGACUACAAAUGCUCCCUGAUAGACAAACGAAGCAUGAUUGCUUCAACAGCCAUCACAGUGCACUAUUUGGAUUUGUCCUUAAAUCCAAGUGGGGAAGUCACCAAGCAGGUCGGCGAUGCCUUGCCCGUGUCAUGCACAGUAUCCUCUAGUAGGAAUGCAAGUGUGGUGUGGAUGAAAGAUAACACCAGGCUUCGAUCCAGCCCGUCGUUUUCCAGUCUUCGGUAUCAGGAUGCUGGGAACUAUGUCUGUGAAACCGCUCUGCAAGAGGUCGAAGGGCUAAAGAAAAGAGAGUCGUUGACUCUCGUUGUAGAAGGAAAACCUCAAAUCAAAAUGACAAAGAAAACUGAUCCCAGUGGACUGUCUAAAACAAUAACCUGCCAUGUGGAAGGUUUUCCAAAGCCAGCUAUACAGUGGACAAUUACUGGCACCGGAAGCGUCAUAAACCAAACAGAGGAAUCUCCUUAUGUCAAUGGCAAGUAUUCUAGUAAAAUUAUCAUUUCCCCUGAAGAGAAUGUUACAUUAACUUGCACAGCAGAAAACCAGCUGGAGAGAACAGUAAACUCCUUGAAUGUCUCUGCUAUAAGUUUCCCAGAACACGAUGAGACAGACGAGAUAAGUGAUGAAAACAGAGAAAAGGUGAAUGACCAGGCCAAGCUCAUUGUGGGAAUCGUCGUUGGUCUCCUCCUUGCUGCCCUCGUUGCUGGUGCCGUCUACUGGUUUUAUGUGAAGAAAUCAAAGACUGCAUCAAAACAUGUGAACAAGGACCUUGGUAAUCUGGAGGAAAACAAAAAGUUAGAAGAAAACAAUCACAAAACAGAAGCCUAAGACAGAAAUUAGUUGUCCAG